Fonsecaea erecta is the source of this 900-nucleotide messenger RNA. RefSeq lists its product as hypothetical. The transcript has a single exon. Bases 1 to 900 code for a protein of 299 amino acids. Lineage: Eukaryota; Fungi; Ascomycota; Eurotiomycetes; Chaetothyriales; Herpotrichiellaceae. The record is from RefSeq and is a predicted model, not a curated record.
AUGGCCACUCCGAAACCCACAAUCAUCCUGGUCCACGGUGCAUGGCACUCGCCCGAGCACUUCCAGCCACUGGAGAAAGCGCUCCAUUCCAACGGCUACCGGACCGUCUCGCCCUGGCUUCCGAGCAUGCACUACGCGAGACUGAACGUGCCACCCGUAUCAAGUAUUGACGACGAUGUCUCUGCGGUCCGACAGACCAUUCUCUCGGAGCUCGACACCCGUCCGGACACCGACGUCGUGCUCCUCGCGCACUCAUACGGGACGGCUCCCGCGGGCUCGGCGACCGAGGGCCUCGACAAAUCUUCACGUACCCAGACAGGCCAUCACAGCAACGGGGUCACCGCACUGCUCAUCAUCUCGGGCCUUCUGGCGCCGGCUGGGAUCUCUCUCCUGGACUGGGGCGGCGGGCAGGUCCCACCGACGAUGGUCCUAUCGAGCAUGCCCUCACCCGUCGACCCGACGAAGGAGAUCAAACUCUGCAGUCCCGUCCCCGACCCCGGCCCCGUCGCCUUGUUUUACCAUGACCUGGCCGAGCGAGAUGCCCCGGCCGCCCAGCGCUACGCUUCGCUCUGCACGCCGCAGGUCUGGGUGGCCCACAGGACGCCCCUGCCGUUCACGCCGUGGACGCCGGCGGCGUGGUUGCAGUCCGGCUUGGAGGUGUUUUACCUAGUGUGUGAAGACGACAAGGCGCUUCCAGCUCCGUUCCAGAGACUCAUGAUUCAGGCGGUGGACAAGGAGGUAGCGGCUGCACGAGAGGAUGCCGGGACGGCGGCAGGAAAUGAAGCGCCGGAGAGGAAGAUCCGUGUGACGAGCAUCAAUAGCGGGCAUUGUCCAUUUCUGAGCCUUGUCGAGGAAACUGUCCUGUGGGUGAGGAGGUGUUGUGGCGAGGAGGACGUCUGA